Pongo pygmaeus (Bornean orangutan) is the source of this 627-nucleotide messenger RNA. RefSeq names its product variable charge X-linked-like. The coding region runs from base 153 to 539 and encodes 128 amino acids. NCBI's taxonomy places the organism in Eukaryota, Metazoa, Chordata, Mammalia, Primates, Hominidae. The record is from RefSeq and is marked validated. The transcript has 2 exons.
CUUCCCACCCAGGGCUACCAUUGGCUGGGUAGUGGAAUGUUGACCAAUCACAGCUCAGGGACGUGAUCGCCACAUUGUCCUGGGAUCGCGGGAGGGGUAUAUACAGGGAGCCUGGAGUUAGUUGACUGUUGCGAGACCUUGAGCUGCGGAAGAUGAGUCCAAAGCCGAGAGCCUCGGGACCUCCCGCCGAGGCCAAGGAGACACAAAAGAGGAAGUCCUCUCAGCCGAGCCCCAGUGGCCCGAAGAAGAAGACUACCCAGGUGGCCGAGAAGGGAAAAGCCGCUCGUAGAGGGAGACGCGGAAAGAAAAGGGCUGCGAAAAAGAUGGUGGCUGUGACGGCACCUGAGGCGGGGAGCGGAGCAGCGGCACCCGGCCCCCGUGACCAGCCCAGCCAGGAGCUCCCUCAGCACGAGCUGCCACCGGAGGAGCCAGUGAGCGAGGGGUCCCAGCACGACCCACUGAGUCAGGAGACCCAGCUGGAAGAACUACCCAGUGUGUGGACGGCCGAGUACUCCCCUAUAUCCCCGAGCAGCGACUAAGUUCAGGCCCAGGCGCCAGACCUCAGAGAUCUCACCAGCAGGGUGCUUCCCCUGCUGAUGACAAUAAAAUGAAUGUGUUGCAAACUGA